AUGCGCCAGAUGUACGAGCGCCACUUUCACAGCGAGAUGCCGAACCUCAAGGAACUGGUGGUGGACCAGAUCAAACCGCGCCUGGAGCGCUUGGCAAAGAAGAACAUGCCGGGGCUCUGCCCGGUUGCCGAGAUUGGAUGUCCGCUGAUCGGACUGGCGCACGGCGACUUGAAUGCGGCCAACAUCAUGAUCGAUGCGCUGGACACGUGGUCCGUUGAUGGCGACGCCGUGUGGCUCAUUGACUUUGCCACCUCCGUGGAUUUGCCGCUGCUCACAGAUCUCUGCAAGUUUGAGAUGGCCUGCUUGUUCGAGUACGCCAUUUUACCCAUCACUGCAGAGAACUUGGUGGACUUAUCGGGUCCGGAUGAGGCGCAUUGGGAGCGGAUGGGCAUUGGCGAAUGGUUGGGUGUGCAACAGGACGUAGCAACAAGCUUUUUGAAGCUCUUGCUGCAAAAGGUCAAGCGAGAGAAGCUGGCCAGUAUGGAAGCCAGUCAGUUGGAGAGUCUGGUAGAUGAGGCGAUUCAACAGUUGCCCACGCACAAGCAACCCCAGGCCAGAAGAGCCAUCCUCUCACGGCUGACCGCUUCACAGCCAACACGAUCUGCGCAGGCGGAAGAAUGGUGGUUUGACAAACCAAGAGAGGCAUCAGCGCCUCUGGCACCGCUGGGGUGCGACUCGCUCGCCAUGGCGGCAGCCGCGGAGCUGGGCUUCGCGCGGCGCGAGAUGCACUCGGAGAAGUUGGCGGGAACGGCCCCUGGGACACUACCCGUGGUUUUGGAUGAGGCGAUUUGCAAAGCAAAGAAGGAGAUCAACGGAAAGGUUCGAAUCAGUUUGGUUGAACGAGCAGCUGCCGGGCAGGAUGGUUUGGUGAUGUUGUACCCCGAAUGCUUGGAGUACGACAUUGGCAAGGAUGGUGCCGGAAUCCCUGAGCUGCUGCGAUUCCUGAAGGGUGAACUUCCUCGAGGUUCGCUUGGAUGUGACAUCGAGGACACCACGCUCUUUGUGUGUGCCCACACCAAGCGUGAUGGCCGCUGUGGCUUCUGCGGACCUCGCUUGACCGCCAAAGCGGAAGAGCUGAGUGCUGCAGGGAAGGUGGGACCAAUGCGCAUUCGCAAAUGCUCGCAUGUGGGCGGCCACAAAUAUGCGGGAAACGUCCUGGUCUAUGGCAAGGACCAGUGGCAUUGGUAUGGCUAUGUGAGUCCCGAAAACCUCCUUUCCGUGCUACGGGGAAAAGCGGAACGUGGGCGCCUGUGGAGAGGCCGUUUGGGCAUCACCGAAGAUGAUGCGUUGAGGGAGAGAAGAAAUCAGGUCCUGCGCGAUUCCUUGCCACUGGCCGCCCUGGCUACAGCGGCCGUGCUAGCAGCCAAAACAGAUUGCGCCUUCAGAUACUGUGAGAGUAUCUCCAAGUCGAUGCUUUCCGGAGAUGGUUUACUGGAGACCUUACGAGCUGAGGCGCCACGGAUUGAAGGUGCAGGCACAGACAAAUUCACGGGCUGCGGUUCAUUGCGAUUUUUCGUGGACAUCGCGAAAUCCAUUCGGCGUUUCAUGCUGCGCGAAAUCCAGAUGUGUUUCCGCGACUUCAAGAUAGGAAUGGAAGAUCGAGAGCCAGGGGAGCUGCAGGUCUGUGAUGCGCUGUCCCUACAGAUGUGGCUUCCAUUCUUGCGCGAGUCCUAUCGGAUCGUGGGCUACCGCGACAUCCCACCGCAGAAAAAGUUGUGGUCCAUCUAUCACUGCAAAGUGGUGGCCGAGAACGUUAAGAGGACGCUGGAAAUGUUGGACUCCAUGGAUGACCUGAGCCCAGGGAGUUUCGAGCAGUUAAAGAUGGAAGACCUGACGCAGGGGAGUUUCAAUCUCAAUCGUAUCUACAAGAACUUGAAGGACGAAAUCACCAACGUGAAUUUCAGGAGAAGUGAAAGUGUUGAGGUGGGUACCUUCACCUCAGAGGCUCGGAAGAAGGAGCCCUUCACCGAGGCUGAUUCCCGAUGGAUUCACGCACAUGGUGAGCUCUUUGGGAAUGAAGCAAGGCAUUGCAGGAUCGUGCAAUGCGUGCACGCAGAGUGUGAUGUGUACAGCAAUCGUCCCGGACUCUUCGCUCCCAUUUUCCAAGUGGUGGUGAAGGGGCAAAAAGCGAAGCUUCACUUUGGCGAAGACAAACCCCCACAGCCGGGCGACCAAAAUAUGCUGGUCCCGCAAGGAAUCGAUGCUGGAGGAAAGCGACACGGGAAGAAUGUCGCUCGCUGA
This is a messenger RNA of Cladocopium goreaui, 2241 nucleotides long. The record is from the annotation of a GenBank genome assembly. NCBI's taxonomy places the organism in Eukaryota, Dinophyceae, Suessiales, Symbiodiniaceae.